Messenger RNA from Arvicanthis niloticus (Nile rat), 2359 nucleotides. It is a transcript of the gene Mcoln2, whose product is annotated as mucolipin TRP cation channel 2. NCBI's taxonomy places the organism in Eukaryota, Metazoa, Chordata, Mammalia, Rodentia, Muridae. The record is from RefSeq and is a predicted model, not a curated record. Gene Ontology annotation, cellular component: membrane. Gene Ontology annotation, molecular function: NAADP-sensitive calcium-release channel activity.
GCAAUGGCUUCUCUUGAUUCUGAGGUGAAGGAAGAGUGUCUGAGGGAAGACCUGAAGUUCUACUUCAUGAGUCCCUGUGAGAAAUACCGAGCCAGACGCCAAGUCCCAUGGAAACUGGGCUUGCAGAUUUUGAAGAUAGUCAUGGUAACCACACAGCUUGUUUGGUUUGGCUUAAGUAACCAGUUGGUGGUGGCCUUCAAAGAAGAUAACACUGUUGCGUUCAAGCAUUUGUUUUUGAAAGGAUUUUCUGGAGCUGAUGAAGACGACUACAGCUGCAGCAUAUACACUCAGGAGGACGCCUAUGAGAGCAUCUUUUUUGCUAUAAAGCAGUAUCGUCAUCUAAAGAACAUUUCCCUGGCGACCCUUGGUUAUGGAGAAAGUGGAGACAAUAGAACUGGCUUGAGAUUCUGUAAGCAGCAUUACAAGACAGGGGCCAUGUUUUCUUCUAAUGAGACCCUGAGCAUUGACAGUGACAUUGAGACAGACUGCAUUCACCUGGACCUCCAGGUGCUCACCAAGGAACCCGAGGACUGGGCACAGACAUCUUUCUUCAGGCUGGAUUUUUAUCGGCUCCUGAAAGCUGAUAUCUCCUUUGCCCUCAAAGGAAUUGACCUACAGGCAGUUCAUUCCCGAGAGGUACCGGACUGUUACCUCUUUCAGAAUACGAUUACCUUCGACAACACAGCCCACAGUGGGAAAAUCAAAAUCUAUCUCAACAGCGAGGCCAACAUAGAAGAAUGUAAAAACAUGAACAUAUCUGGGUCUAUUCAGAGAAGCACUCACUAUGUCCUGGUGUUUGAUGUGUUUGUCAUUAUGAUCUGCCUGGCCUCCCUUAUCCUGUGCACAAGAUCCAUUGUUCUUGCUCUGAGGCUGAGGAAGAGAUUUCUAAACUUCUUCCUGGAGAAGUACAAGCAACAUGUAUGUGAUGCUGACCAGUGGGAGUUCAUCAACGGAUGGUAUGUCCUGGUCACCAUCAGCGACCUCAUGACAAUAAUAGGAUCCAUACUGAAGAUGGAGAUCAAAGCCAAGAACCUCACGAACUACGACCUGUGCAGCAUCUUGCUCGGGACGUCGACACUCUUUGUCUGGGUUGGAGUCAUCAGAUAUCUGGGUUACUUUCAGACGUACAAUGUGCUCAUCUUAACCAUGCAGGCCUCACUGCCCAAAGUCCUGCGGUUCUGCGCUUGCGCUGGCAUGAUCUACCUGGGGUACACGUUCUGUGGCUGGAUUGUCCUAGGACCGUACCAUGAGAAGUUUGAAAACCUGAACAUAGUUGCUGAAUGCCUGUUUUCUCUGGUCAACGGUGAUGACAUGUUUGCCACGUUUGCUCAGAUCCAGCAGAAGAGCAUCCUGGUGUGGCUGUUCAGCCGGCUCUACCUGUAUUCCUUUAUCAGCCUAUUUAUAUACAUGGUCCUCAGUCUUUUCAUUGCGCUGAUCACCGAUUCUUACCACACCAUUAAGAAAUACCAGCAGAAUGGGUUUCCCGAAACGGAUCUGCAGAAGUUCCUGAAGGGGAGCAGUAGCAAAGAUGGGUACCAGAAGGAGCCCUCGGCCUUGCUGUCCUGUUUCUGCUGUCUGAGGAGGAGAAGAAGCAAUGACCACUUGAUUCUCAUUGAUUAAAACCCUUGGCUAAUGCCGGUCAAGUCCAGACCCUUUCAGGCUGUGGCCCUACAGAGAGAUCCCAGAGGCAGCAGCAGUUCACUCAAAGAUUGUCCUACUGAGUGGUGGAACCAGAAGGAGGUGUGUCCAUGAGCUGCUGACCGGAAAUGACAUUCCCAAGUUACUUUUUAUAGACAUGGAGUGUGAAGAGCAAGCCUCUCCUGGGAGUUAACAUGAAGCCAGUGUGACAACAAUAUUAAUCAGAAGUCUGGUCAUUUGUGACAUCAUAGCGUUGAGCUGUAAAAAAAUGUAUUCCCAUUUCAGAGUGUGUAAGCAUUAUUUAAAACCAGGUAAAAAUGUAUGCUUAUUGCCAGAAAAAGAUUUGUUUCAAAUUGUGAGCCUCGGAUUUGAAGACGUUGGUUAACUCCUGGUCUGCACAGAAAUAAACUUGGCUUCAAUACCAAAUUAAGACUUGAAUCUGGAGAACUGAUAAGCCAUGUAAGGCUCACACUCAAACAUUAACAGAGAGAUGUCUAGAAGAACUCAGAUCCUAGCGGGCUGUACUGUGACCUUGCUUCUUCAGCAAGCAUGACACACAGUGUCUGUUAGCACAGUCAGCGGGAUGAAAGAGCAUCUGGCUGUCCCCUCAGGUGAGCUUUCCCUGGACUGUACACAUGAUGAGUGAGUUGCCCUAAGCUGGGAGUGACCACCUAUUAUUCAUGAGUCACUUCCACUGUGGUGGGGAUUUGCCGUUGUCAUG